Molecule: messenger RNA, 653 nt
Organism: Drosophila mojavensis
Lineage: Eukaryota; Metazoa; Arthropoda; Insecta; Diptera; Drosophilidae
Exons: 3
Coding region: 54-473 (139 amino acids)
Source: RefSeq, a predicted model, not a curated record
CGAGUCAGCCAGCAGUCGCCGCCAGUGCCAUUUCGAACGACAAACGCGUCGCAAUGCCUGAGCAACGUUCCACCAAGCCGAGAGGCAGCAGUCCCAGCAAUCGAUGCCGCAGCAGCGGCCUGAUCUUCACAAGCCUCUGGCUCAUGCUGCUCCUGCAGCUGGCUACGAAAACAGAGGGCUACCGAGCUAUCAUACCCAUCGACGAAGCUAAUCCCGGCAAAUGCAUUUAUCGUGGCGAUUUGCUGCCGGAGGGCAUCAACAACGGCAUUCCGCCCUGUCAGCGGCUUACUUGCAAUGCGGAUGGCUCCAUACUUAUCGAGGGCUGCGGCAAACUUCGCAUCGAUAAAUGCAAUCGAGGCGAACGCAUCUAUCCGUCGAAGCCCUUCCCGGAGUGCUGCCUGCUGCGCUACAAGUGCAAAAGGCCGGACGGAGUGCCCUUCUACAUUGAACGGAAUGCUGCCGAGGGAGCGUAGAUGAUCCAUAACAUAAGGCAGCCAUCUGGGAUCCAUCCGGAACUCAUUUCAAAUUCCAUUUGUCGCCCGCACCGGCAAACAAGCUAUGCUAAUUUAUUUUGUACAUUAUCCCACUUUGUAUAUCGAAUCAAGCAACUAUUCUUUUUUUUUACUCCACAUAAACAUACAUGAAAAAACAUA